AUGGGAUCGCACCUGCACCAGUCGAGCAAGAGCGGCAGCAACCGUGGAGCCAUGGAGGAGGUGGACCGGCUGAGCAGCCUCCCCGACGACCUCCUCCACGCCAUCCUCCGCGGCCUCCCGCUGAAGCAGGCCGUCCGCACCAGCUCGCUCUCCCGGCGGUGGGCGCACCAGUGGCUCCGCGCGCUGGCCGCCUCCCGGGUGCUCGACCUUACGGACCGAGACUUCGCCCGCGGCCAGCCGCCGGCGCGGGCCGCGGCCACGGUGAGUCGCUGCCUCAGGCUCCACGCCGAGCACGGCGCCCCGCUCGACGUGCUCCGCGUGGCGCUGCUGGCGUCCCCGCCGUCAGGGUCAGGGCCAGGGCCGAGCGACGGCGCGUCGUUCGGGCGGGACGUCAUCGGGUGGGUCGCGGCCGCCGUGAGGAGGGGCGCCAGGGAGGUGGAGGUGGACGUCCUGCACCUGACGCCGUCGCAGGACGACGACGACGACGACGCGGCGUUCCUGGAGCUGGAGCUCCCCGGUGACCUGUUCCAGGCCAGGAACUCGCUGGAGCGGGUCGCGCUCGGCGGGCUCAGCCUCCGCGCCGUCCGGCUCCCCGCGGCAGGCCUCGCUGGCCUCCGCUCGCUUUCUCUCAGCCACGCCGACGUCACCGACGAGGCGGUCCGGGCCAUUCUCUCCAGCUGCCGGGCGCUCGAGUCCCUGAGCCUCAGGAGCUGCUCCCUGCUCACCUCUGUGAGUGUCGCCAGCGAGCGGCUGCGGGAGCUGCAGCUCCUGGGCUGCCGGGCCGUGCAGGAGCUCCGGGUCGCCGCGCCCGCGCUGGAGUCGCUCACCCUGUACGGCCACGUCUGCUGGAGCGAACCAGAGCAGAGCUGGCAGGAGGGCAACCCUGUUUACUUCGACUUCGGCGACAUGCUGGCGCUGCGGGACGCGUACCUGUCGCACCUCGGCUGUGGUGACUACAACAUUGUCCACGACAUGGCCUACCCCUGCCUCUACUACGUCGUCGCGCAUGCCCGGGUCUUGACGCUUUGCUCCAUCGGCUUGCAGCUUCUUUACCAACACGGCUGGGAUGAGAGCGCAUUCAGGGAGAUGCCGAAGCUAGAAGAGCUGCAGCUGCUGCUGGCCUCCCCAGAGCCAUGUUUCUACUGGGACAAUGAAGACCAGGAGCAUGUGUCCACUUUCUUCAUGCUCACCCCGCUCCCAGUCCUCCAACGUCUCUUUCUCCACCUCCCCAGCGAUCCUGGGUACGGAUGGAGCAGCUCGGCAGCAGCGCGGCCUGAGGAGACCGACGGCGCAGACAUGACACUCGAGCACGAGGUCGUCCUUGACCAGCUGACCUUCAUCAAGGUUGUGAAUUUUAGGGGGACAAGGCGAGAGCUGCGGCUGCUCACCUUCUUCCUGAAGAGGGCCCCUAGCCUGGACCAGCUGGUGCUGGUCACGGCGGAAGGAGAGGAAGCUCCGGCAGACGAGCAACUAAAAGCCAUGCAAGAGCGGGUGUCGGAGUUGCAGAGGUCGUCGCGCGAGGCACGCGUCUCCGUGUGCCGGCCCAAGGAAGACGAUAGCCCGAACCAUGCACACACCAGGUUCUUCCACGAGGAUGAUGAGUAUGUAGCUAACUAA
Messenger RNA from Miscanthus lutarioriparius, 1617 nucleotides. The record is from the annotation of a GenBank genome assembly. NCBI's taxonomy places the organism in Eukaryota, Viridiplantae, Streptophyta, Magnoliopsida, Poales, Poaceae.